This is a messenger RNA of Penicillium cosmopolitanum, 663 nucleotides long. RefSeq lists its product as uncharacterized. The record is from RefSeq and is a predicted model, not a curated record. Lineage: Eukaryota; Fungi; Ascomycota; Eurotiomycetes; Eurotiales; Aspergillaceae. The transcript has 3 exons. The coding region runs from base 1 to 663 and encodes 220 amino acids.
AUGCAAGACCCCACUGCUCCCAAUGUACUAGUGAGCCAGGGAAGUGCGUCUAUCCUGAAAGUGGUAAAAGAGCAGCGCCUCGCUGAGACAGAGUCAGCCCUGUAUGGGGCUCUUGUGACACUCCGCGCCAUGCAGCCCGCGACUGUAGCCCAGGUAUCGGCCAAGCCGGACUCGACCCAGAAGCAAAAAGCUGCGCGCAUGGAUGAAUGGUCUCAAUUGCCACUCCGAGGAUGGUCAGAUAUGGAACAUUGGAUGAUCUCCAUGUCCGACCAUUUCACGAUUGAACAACCCCAGAGUAUCGCUUUGCCCGGGUCGGGGUCUCAGGUGUCGGUCUCUCCGGGUCAAGCAGUGGAUAACGAGACGUAUAGUCCGGGGAUGGCGGUGGAAGUACCCGGCCCAUCAACCUAUGGCUGGCAGUCGAGAGAAGAUAUCAACAUGAACAGCCCAUAUGAGACCCACCUCCAUCCCCCAGCUAUGAUGUCUUCACCUGUAUAUUCGCGACAUCAGGGCGUGGGCGGAUCGGAGGGUAUGGCUUCUCCUGCCGAUGGGAUCUCGGAACAUGCCCCAGCCGGACCAGCUGGCCGAAGUGAAAACAGAGCCAAGGCAAACCAUGCUGAUAGAGCAGAAGAUCUGUCAAAAAAUAACCCCUGUAUAUACUUUUAA